AUUUGCCACGACCAUCUUCCACCCCUUCACCUCUUAAUUAAAUAUGCCAGUCACAAAUACAACAACAGCCCGAAACAUACAGACCAGACAGACCACCGUCUAAAGAUCGAUGGGGAGCGACGACAAGCACAAGCACAAUCACAACCACAACCACACCGACACCGGUGGUGACCUGCCAGACGUUGAACACCAGAAAAAACGUUCUCGUUACGCCCCUGAAGAUACCCGUGGUUCGAUUUCCAAAGUGGUGGUUGUCAUCCUUCUCCUCAUAGCUAUAACCGCGCUCGUGUUAUGGCUACUUUACCGUCCCCAUAAACCCAAGUUCACAGUUGCAGGUGUCGCGGUUGUUAACCUCAACACUGCAACUCCCCCAACCACCAUCACAGCCCUGCAGCUGACUCUAGUCAACAGAAACCCCAACAACCGUGUGUCUAUUUACUACAACCACCUCGUGAUUUUUCUGUCAAACAAAAACCAGCCCAUCACUCCACCACUAAUGCUACCACCUUUGCAUCAUAAAAGUGAUAGCACAGUGGUUAUGGCCCCUAUGUUACCCUUGUCACCAGAGGUGGUUAAUGGGUUGGCAAGUGAUGGAGGUAAUGGGGCCCCCGUGAGUUUACGGGUUGUUUUGACUGGAAAAAGGAAAUGGAAAUAUGGAGGUGUAAAGUCAGGUUGGAAAUCAGUGUAUGUUGGAUGUGAUGUAGUAAUUGGUCUCAAAAAAGGAGUAAUGGGUCAGGUUCCUUUGCUUGGGCCUUCUGUGUGCAAAGUUGAUAUAUGAUAGAUAUAUAUAUUCUACCUUCAGUUUUCUUUUCUAUGAGUAUGUAAGAAAACAUCAUGUAAGUAGACAAGGGAGGUUUAUAAUUUCAUUUAAGUUUUUGAAUACUAUAGUCUAUAUGUAAGUACCUAUAUUUUUCCUUAAGAAAAAGCCUCUAAUGGGCUAA
This is a messenger RNA of Erigeron canadensis, 941 nucleotides long. RefSeq names its product NDR1/HIN1-like protein 12. Gene Ontology annotation, biological process: defense response to other organism. The record is from RefSeq and is a predicted model, not a curated record. Bases 110 to 778 code for a protein of 222 amino acids. The transcript has a single exon. Lineage: Eukaryota; Viridiplantae; Streptophyta; Magnoliopsida; Asterales; Asteraceae.